Molecule: messenger RNA, 531 nt
Organism: Zymoseptoria tritici IPO323
Lineage: Eukaryota; Fungi; Ascomycota; Dothideomycetes; Mycosphaerellales; Mycosphaerellaceae
Exons: 1
Coding region: 1-531 (176 amino acids)
Source: RefSeq, a predicted model, not a curated record
AUGCAUCACCGUCACCACAACCGCGGCCUCUUCCGCAAGAUCUCCUCGCGUGAUGCAGACGAGCCCAUGACCACCAGCACCUCUACCUCAGUCCGCUACAACACCGUCACCGUCAUGGACGCUACUCCAACUCCCUCCACUAGCCAGCGCUCCACUACAGACAACGACGAGCUCCCAACCAUGGCAACGAUCAAGACUGCUUCGACCUCCACCUCCUCCACCAAAGAUGAGAACGACAGCAACGAGAAAAAUGACUACCCCUACCCAACCAAGGCUUUCUCCAACAAAGUCGCCUCCAGCAGCAGCAGCAGCGGAAGCGCCAGCAAGCCCACCGAAACCACGAUUUCCACGGCAAAACUCAACAAGCUCAACACCGAUCACCGUAACAUGGCGAUUGCACUGAGUAUGUUUGCGCUGUUCGUCACGGGUGCGUUUGCGCUUUGGUUGUGGUUGUGUGUGAGGAAGCGUAAGGGGAAGAAGGCGGGUGGGAAAGGAGGGAGGAAGUGGUUUGGUACGAAGAGUGCUGUUUGA